CUUUCGAUACCGAUAAGUGCGGUCAUCAAGUUGCAACCCUAUAGAGACGCCGGUGUAAAGAAAAAACGGAAGAAUUUGUGUAGCCGUAAAAUAUUUCGAAAAACGUGAAAAGACCCCCGAAAAGUGAGUUGCAGUAAUACGUGUCCCGCAGGAAAACGAGGAAUACCACGAACAAGAUGUCGGACAUCUCAAGCGAGGACCUGCGUCGCGAAAUACAGGCCGUUCUGAAGGACGCAGAUUUGGCCACCAUUUCCGCGAAGAGGGUGCGCGAGCAGGUGGAGGGGAAGCUCAACUGCUCCUUGCUGAGCCGCAAAAAGGAGUUCGACAAGAUCGUGAUGGAGGUGAUCAACGAGCAGCAGGACGAGGAGGAUGAGGACGAUGACGAGGGCAAGGACCCGGAUGCGGAGCCCGAUGAUGAGAGCGAGCCCAGCGAGGAGGAGGACCCCAGCAGCAGCGAGGAGGAGGCCCAAAAGAAGAAGAAGCCGGGUCCCAAGAAGAGGCCACAACCCACCAAGCACAAGGCGCCCAAGAAGAAGCGCAAGACCCUGAACGCAGAUGAUUCCGGGACCGAGAGCGAUGCAGGAUCGGAUUCGGACUAUGAGGUGGUAAAGAAACCCGCCGCCAAGAAGAAGGGCAAGGCUGCCGGAGGAGCAGGGUCCGGGUCCGGACGCAAGAGCACCGGCUUCACAAGGGCCUACAAUCUCUCACCCGAACUGAGCGCCCUCAUGGGCGAAUCCUCGCUACCCCGCCACGAAGUGGUCAAGAAGGUGUGGGCCAUCAUCAAGGAGCGCGACCUGUACGAUCCCAAGAACAAGCAGUUCGCCAUCUGCGACGAUGAGCUGAUGAAGGUGAUGAAGAUCCGCCGAUUCCGCACCUUUGGCAUGCUCAAGCACCUCAAGCCGCACUUCCUCGACUAAGUUCGCGCCGCCCGCCGAUCCUCUCCAGAUGCAACCAUAUAUGUACGCAGCCUCACAGCCAGCCUGGUUUACCUAACCCACUGUAACUUUCGGCUCCGCUUGGAUUUGUUUGUUCCACACAACCUUUGAUUAAGAUUUAGUUGACGCAUGUGUUUAGCAUUAACCUAAUUAGGACGGGUUUGAUAUGCACUUUACGGCAUUUUAAGGAAAAGUUCAGACGAGAAGCGUAAGAUGAACGGAGAAAUUAUAUAAAAGAAAACUGUAAUACAUAAAGUGUAUGAUUUUUUUAUAACAAACUCGUGUAGUUUACAUUUUAUAAAGUAUCAAAGAAAAACAAGUUUAAGGCAAUGUAUCGAGUAAUAAAAAGAGAAAUAGACGAGUGAUGCAUCUGAA
Drosophila rhopaloa is the source of this 1310-nucleotide messenger RNA. RefSeq names its product upstream activation factor subunit spp27 (gene Non2). NCBI's taxonomy places the organism in Eukaryota, Metazoa, Arthropoda, Insecta, Diptera, Drosophilidae. The transcript is spliced from 2 exons. Gene Ontology annotation, cellular component: nucleus. The coding region runs from base 177 to 917 and encodes 246 amino acids. The record is from RefSeq and is a predicted model, not a curated record.